Molecule: messenger RNA, 4398 nt
Organism: Colletotrichum destructivum
Lineage: Eukaryota; Fungi; Ascomycota; Sordariomycetes; Glomerellales; Glomerellaceae
Exons: 4
Coding region: 1143-3599 (818 amino acids)
Biological process (GO): actin cytoskeleton organization
Molecular function (GO): actin binding
Source: RefSeq, a predicted model, not a curated record
CAAGGCUCGAGGCUCCAAUUCCGCCCAUUUGCCCAGUUGUCUGAGAGAGAGACUCAUGCUCCUCCUCUCUUCCCAGGAACUCCCUCUCACCACACCCGACUUCCUCUCUGUGUAUCCCCUCAAAAAAACAAUCCCGUUUCUUCUCUUCCCUUCCUUUCCCCCUUCUUCCUUCUGUACCCCCCCCUCUUCUACCACCUCUCUGCCCUGAAUCCUGACGUUCCCCCGAAACCCCCCAACUCAUCCCAUCGGCGUGCCCCCUUUUUUGUUUUGAACUGCCCCAAAAAAGAUUUCACGAUAUUCCAAAGUUUCCUUGACUCUCAGGGUCCUUGCUAGGCGUGGUCUCCAAUAUCCGAUUGCCCCGGUCUAUCGAUUGCCUCCCGAACACACCUCGCUUUAUCCCUCGGCUGUUCUGGGUUCCUGUCGUUUUCUCUCCUUUCUGCUUCCUGCUCAUCCGUCCCUACGAAACCGAAGAAAAACACACAAACUACUGUGCCCUUAUCUCCUUUCCUGUUUUGUUUCUUUUGUGAACCGAAUACUCGAAGAGACAACGCUCUUCAUACUACACACACCCGACGAACGAGACGAGCUCGCCUGGCUGAUUCGGUGCCAUCAUACACCGCAUACCUACCCGACGAUUACUUCGCUGCGAAACCGAGCCGGAAUACGAGUGCCUGAAAUCCCCAUGUUCUUGGCCGACUGCUAGCUCUGCUCCGAGGUGUCUCUGUGACACUUGGUCUACUAUCCCGUCGACCUGCACCCUUACUCUCCAGAAGGACUGUUUCGCGGUAAUAGCGAAAUACCUUAUCCCCCCCCCCCCCCAAAAGACGAAUAUCUCGUCUUCCUUCUGGCCGCAGGCGACCUUCCGAUUCUACAAUCACUACUUGAUUCUAAACGCUGCUUCCGUGUUUCACGUCGCAGAACCCACAACAAAGCGAAUAGCUUGGACAUCUUGCUUUCCCCUGCGGUCGAAUUGAAAAAAGUGUAGACCAUUUCCAUCCAGCAAAUUGCUGACCAGCACGUCAUCCACGACAUCCCGGCGUCCUAUCCUGGGUCUUGGUUGAACUUGAGCAAGUCGUGAGACUAAGCGACUGGCAAAGGGGCAUUCGAUCGGCACUUCUCUGUCGUUGGCGGGUGCUUGGAACAUGGCCGCGUUGGUUCAAACGUAUCCUCAGCAGACCAGCACUGUCACCACCCUCGAGUCGAGAUCCUCCGGCAACAUGAUGCCCGCACAAGCACAGGCCAACCAGCAAUACAUGGCCGCCCAGCAAGCACAGAGAAACUUUUCUGGCGCCGGCGUGUAUCGCGGGAGCAACGCCCCCCAGCCGUAUGCCUUCACCACCACCCCGAGCCUGAACACCAACGGCCAGUGGCAACAGUACGGUAACGGACACCGCACGGCGUCUUCUCCCGCCGUUCCGACGCAGGGCAUGAUCCAUGGACAUGAUGCCAGCCGGUCGCGCCAUGCCGGAACCGCGUCAAUGUCCAACAUUGCCUACAACACCCACGGCAUGGGAACUAGCAAAGGUGGAUCGAGGGACGACUCGGCGAUUCCUGCAGCCCGCACAAAUCUCCAGGCCCAAAGGCCACAGUCGGCGUAUUUGGCAGGCAGCACAACACCACAGCAGAUUACGCUCGCUCAGGCCCCGGGGACUAAGACCACGCCUGAUAGGUACCGGCGCCCGGCUCUCCAACACCAGCAGCAGCAGCAGCAGCAGCAACAACAACAACCUCGCCAAACUAGUGCUCCGUCGGGCUCAGGCAUGGCGACCGUUAGUCAUCUGUACAAUCCCCCCGAACAGAAGAGCGUGUCAGUGCGAGGCCGAACGCCUUCUUACCAGGGCAGGCCAAUCAGCUACUACGGUGCGGCCGACGACAUGCAACUGAAUCGGCAGCAAACCGAUGACGGCAAGCGAAUGAGGCGGCGCAGCAUGCACUCGCUGGAUUCCGCCGAAUAUCCCAAGCCGCUAACCCCACAGCAAUUCCCUCGCUCGGAAGAAUCCACCCGUCCCGACCGUGGUCCAACAACAACUCCCAAAAACAACGAAAAGACGCUCCGCAUUGUUUCCACCCUAGCACCUCCUGCCGACAACAACAUGCAUGCCCAUAAUGGCAGCGCCGAAAGCCUCGCAUCGAGCCGAAGCAGUCAUUCACGUCCAUCUUCGUCUGCCACCCGCGGCGUACCCACCCCCACGGCCAACCCCUCUUCCUUCUCAACUCCCUCCAGCCCAGAUGACGGCUCAUCGAAACAAGAUUAUCCCAAACUUGUGAACAUCCCGCCACGAAGUUCAUCAUCAGAUGCGGCUAAAAGGCAGUCUACGCCCUCUCCCCUCUCCAAGCCGGUGACCAUGGCGACCGACUCGAGCCCUCAAAAAUCACCCUCCUCUCUGGGCGACGCCCCGCAACAGCCUUCGUCUCAAAGCACGUCUGCCUCCAACGCUGCCAACACGAGCAGCCCGGCCGCCCAACAUCUGGCUGCGAUUAACCAAAAGAACACAAAGUCGAAGAGCAAGACAUCCCGACUGCGCAGGGCCUUUUCGUUUGGCAGCGCUGCCGACUUCAAGAAGGCCGCCGGCACUGAUGUCACCACACCUCUCGACGUCAACAACAACGCCGCCGACCCGUCCCGAUUGCACAAGGACCCGACGACUGACGAGAUUUACGAUGCCGAACAGGCCGCCAUCGCCAGGAAGCAGGAGGAGGGAGGAAUCGGAAACAACAUUUACGGUGGACGCCUCUUCUCCAGCUCGACGGACAACCUGUCAAUUUCGUCGACUGCCUCGUCUGCUUCCAUCAUGAUCCGUAAGAUGGGUCGUGGCAUGAAGAAGAGCACGCGAAACCUCGUUGGCCUGUUCAGACCCAAAUCCGUCAUUGGUGUCCCGGCCGCCGACGCGCUGGCUCCGGAAGCCAGCCAGGCUGCCGUAUCCAUGAUCACCGUCGAGGCUGAAAGGGUCAACGUCAACGCUGAUCCCCGUACGCAGAACGGUGGCGGCACUGGGUUCCCCCACCUGGAACGAAACUCGCUCGACAUCUCCAACACCCCCAGCAUGGUGUCGGAACGCGCCGGAAGUUCUGGCGCCGAUAGCGCCCGGAAGAGCAUUGUCGGCAGCGACAAGGAGCGGGCCGAGGUGCUUGCGUCCGUCAGGAAGGGUAUCCUGAAGCACAACAACAAUAACAACCGAUCGACCAGUCCCGCUCGUGACCGCGGUCCCAACUUUGAGCUCCCCGCGAUCCCCCACAUGGCCGACUCGCCCAUUUCGACGGCCCCGAGUACGCCCAACGACGAUGCACAAGGCCACAAGCGAUCCGGAUCUGUUGCCAUCGGCACCGAGGACUACUUCAUGACGGCUCUCAGGCUCCGUCAAGACACCAAGAGCGCCCCCGGAACGCCGUCGGGGUCGACAAAGAGAAGCGCGACCUUCUCGCCGAGGAUCAUUUUCCAUGACACAUGGCCCAGCGGCGAGUACGAUCGCAGGGGCGAAAUCGCAGCCUGCAACCGCUUGACGCCCAUGUUGGCCCAGCAGAUCAAGGAAGAGCUCAACACGUUCAAGAUGGAAAUGGAAGUCCACGAAACCUCCAAGAUUUAUACGCACUUCUUCUAACGAUGGCUACGCCUGCAAAACGGAAUCUUCCCACCUUUGCUUCUUGAUGAUGGGCACCGACGCCCAAUCAUGUAUUUGAACCACAUUUACCAUCCAACGGCGUUCAGGAACAGCAUCGUACGGUGUCAGGGCGUUUACUUGAUUAGCAUUUUCUUGCCCGGCUGAGAAGCCUUUUUUUUUCGGCCGCCCAUUGUCGAUUAAUUCUCUUAUUUCCUCUUUUACAACGGGCAGGUUGGCACACGAUGACGGCGGCCGGACUAACGGGGUGGUCUUGAGUGGCCUGGCCAGUCAGUGCAGAAAACAGGCCGAGAAAAGGCCUGUUUCCAUUCAAACAGCCAUCACACGGAUCUCGAGGACGCGACGGUGGUAAUGACUUGUGGCCUCGAACCGUCGGACGCAUUCUUUGUUAUCAGAUGGGCCCAGGCCCUCUUUGACGGACAUGAUGCAUACAAACUGUGGAGGUCUCGCGGUUCUCGCACUCAGGACUCGGUCAAGGUUUAUUGUGUCGGUAUUUGCUUUGUCACAGGGGUGGUCAAAUGACUUUUCUUUAUCUGUCGGUUCUAUUCCAGUUACAUGGUCGCCUUCUAGUUCGUGGGGUUAAGAGGAGGCAGAAUAGAGUGUGUGGCUUUUUUUUUCCCCAUCCCAAAACAGUGUCUUUAGUCUCAGCGAGGUCUCGAUGCUGGUAUCGACCACUCCAGCGAAUUGAAAUCGUUUCAGAGCGGAUUGAACCCGGAUGGAAUAGGAAGGCCUUUCCCCCUUUUUCGCAUGUGAAAGCUACUCUGCAUUCACCGCUGUGGCC